AUGUUGGAACGAUGUGAACGAAUCGUUGAAUUUAGGACCGGAAAUGAUAGAAGAGACUACCAACAAGGUGAAGUUGAUUCAAGAGCGUAUGAAAGCAGCUUAAGAUCGACAAAAAUCGUAUGCCGAUCAAAGGAGACGAGAUUGGAAUUUGUAGUUGGAGAGAAAGUGUUGCUGAAAGUUUCACCAACCAAGGGAGUAAUGAGGUUCGGUAGGAAAGGAAAGCUAAGUCCUUGUUAUAUUGGACCCUAUGAGAUAUUGGAAAGAAUUGGACAAGUGGCUUAUAGGUUAGCCUUACCUACAGAAUUAGCCAAGGUUCAUAAUGUUUUUCAUGUGUCUCAACUUCGUAAAUACAUCUCUGACCCCUCCCAUGUUAUUCAACCUGAAACCAUUGAACUAGAUGAGACCCAUACUUUUGAAGAACGUCCUGUUAGAAUCCUUGAUUCCAAAACGAGAAAUACCCGAAACAAGGCAAUAAAGUUAGUUAAGGUUUUAUGGUCUAAUCAUCAAACCGAGGAAGCAACGUGGAAAACAGAAGACGGAAUGAGAAAGUGUUAUCCUGAACUCUUUUCUGAGGUACGAUUAUCGAGUUUCGGGGACGAAACUUCUUAA
This is a messenger RNA of Beta vulgaris subsp. vulgaris (sugar beet), 609 nucleotides long. RefSeq lists its product as uncharacterized. NCBI's taxonomy places the organism in Eukaryota, Viridiplantae, Streptophyta, Magnoliopsida, Caryophyllales, Amaranthaceae. The coding region runs from base 1 to 609 and encodes 202 amino acids. The transcript has a single exon. The record is from RefSeq and is a predicted model, not a curated record.